AUGCUCUGGAUCCUGGACCAUAUAGGACAGUUCCGCCGGCUGCCCGCGCGCUGGACGCACGCGCCCAAGUCGCAGUCGUUGGGCAGUCUGAUGCGGUGCGGCUGCGCGGAGGAGGCGGCGCCGCGGCGCUCGGCGCAGCAGCGGCGCGCGGCGUUCCAGCAGCGCGCCGUCGCUGCCCCGGCGCCCGAGCCGGCGGAGGCGCCGACGGAGCCGGUGGAGGGGCCGCUGAUGAUGCUGGACAGCGCGCCGUCAGUGGUAGUGAGCGACUACAGCCAGGAGGACGGCGGCACAGCGCACCGCGCGCUCGACGACUGGGAGACGACGAUGCCACAGGACAGGCGGCUCUCCAUCUGCUCGUCCUGCAGCACGGUGAGCUCGUGUGGUCGGGACCUAAGCCAGCGCGGCUCGCUGGUGGACCUCGAGGCCGAGGGCCUAGUGCUCGGAGGUGACGGCCGGCUGGAGCGUGCGCUGACACCCGACCUGCGCCACCACCGGCGCUCACUCGACCUGCACCGGCAGCGCUCGCUGGACCUGGAGCGCUCGCAGGCGCAGGAGCCGUGGCAGCGCUCGCUGGACAUAGAGUGGAAGCAGGCGCGACCGCGCGGCUGGCGGUGCGCGCUGGACCUCGAGUGGAGCCCGUCGUUGCACCCGACGUGGCGGCGGACGGCGGAGCCGCCGUGGCGGCAGCCGCGGCUGCCCGCCUGGCAGCCCUCGUUGGACCUGGAGCCGGACCCGCCGCCGCGACCGCCGCGGGUCCCGGAGGUGACCGAGAGCCGCGGCCACACGCUGACGGUGACACAGACGAGCGACGCGGCUGCGCAGGACGGUGAUGCGCUGAGGAAGGUGUCUGACUGCUCCUGCAGCAGCGUCAGCACCAUCAGCCAGGAGGACGAAGAGGAGGAGCUGUCCACCACCCUCACUGCCAACCAGGGACCCAUGAGGAACAAGCGAUCCGAGUCGGGCGGACGGCAUCACCUGACGCAGGCGCAGGUGCGCACAUGCCCCACACGAGUCGCGGCCGGCCUGGUCUGACGCCCGCACUCCUGCGCAGCGAUCUGAGUCGGGCGGACGGCAUCACCUGACGCAGGCGCAGGUGCGCACAUGCCCCACACGAGUCGCGGCCGGCCUGGCCUGACGCCCGCACUCCUGCGCAGCGAUCCGAGUCGGGCGGACGGCAUCACCUGACGCAGGCGCAGGUGCGCACAUGCCCCACACGAGUCGCGGCCGGCCUAGCCUGACGCCCGCACUCCUGCGCAGCGAUCUGAGUCGGGCGGACGGCAUCACCUGACGCAGGCGGCGGCGCCGUUCUUGCCCACAGCUGUGCGAGCCUCGCUAGCCAAUCUGCGUGAUAUUAGCCUGAUUAUCGUCGUGAUUAUAGCAGGUUCGCUUGGCUGAGGGGCUUCUCUGACGGCCGUCAGCUGGUCUAAGCGCCUUUUUGGCGCUGAUCUGCCGAAAUGUGCUCGCCCACGACAGCGGCUGCGUGGGUCGGCAAGCCGCUCCCAAAUUACCGCGACUCAGUCGCACAGAGGCUGCGGUCGUGCGCCGACAAGGCUCUGUCAGAGGCUGUACACGUCCGGGGUGCGUUGCGCGCGCCUGGCGGCACGUCGUCGGUCGAAUACGGGCGGCCUGUUUUCGUCAGGACCGCCGACGGAGCGACAGCAGUGGGCCACAGCGCCAACUCCUCUGAGUGUAUCCCAUACCUUGUUCUGGACGUGCGGGAACGCAUACUCGAUCGGCGUGGACCCCGGAACACAGAUCUGUCCGGCUGGCGGGGAGCCUGGGACGAGUGGCGUGCGAGGACUGUGAUUCAUCUGUGUAUUUCGGGCGUGGCCCCCGCUCCCCGCCUCCGCACGCCUACCCGCCAGUGCCGAGCCUCGGACCUAUGUAAUAACGCCCAGUGCGACGACGCGGAAAUCAUCGCCAGUGUGAAGCGGCGUCGUUUGCCGGAGCGAAGCGGUGUCGUUUGACGGAGCGAAGUAGGCGUCGUUUACCGGAGCGGAGCGGUGCUGUUUGCCGGAGCAACACGGUGUGGUUUGCCGGAGCGAAGCAGCAUCACCUGGCCAGUGUCGAGUGACAUCAUUUUCUAGUGUGUCGCUGCGACAUUCACGGGUGCGACCCGCGAUUCUCACGCCGCGGCGCUGCGACACGCCGCGCCACCGCCUCCCCCGAAGGCCUCACGUCCGCCGCCGCCGCGAACUCCGCGCCUCCGCCUCGGCCGAGUGGGCCGCUGCGGGCCCGAACGUCAGUCCGGCCCAGAGCCGGCCGUGACGUGACGUGGGCGGCGGUGACGUGACGUGGGCGGACGGGAGACAGCGAUGGCCGGCCCGGGGGCGGGCUACGAGUGCUUCCGAGGCGGCCUGAUGUCGGCUCACUCGUCCAUGGACUACGGCGACGCCUCGAGCGACGACCUCAGCUCCGAGUGGGAGAUUGAGCCCGAGUUCGGACAAGGCCACCGGAAGGUACCCAGGGCGUUAUACAUUGCAGCCCAGUCUCCCUCCAGCGUCAUAUCCGGAUUGUCACCAGCAACGUGAGCAGGACGUGGUGGGAGGACUCCGGCCACAUCCUGCUUUCGUUGCUGGUGACUUCCGGAUGUGACGAGGAGGGGAAAUACAUUCAGCUGCGAUGAGCAUCCCGGUGGCUGGGAGUGAAAGCGUAGGUUAGGCUCAGAUCCGCGUGAAUGGAAAAACACGAAAUGUAGGACACAAAGAGGACGCUUCCCUCGCUGUGGAUAUGCUGGAGGAUAUGCUGCACUUCUGUCGAAUUCUCUUGAUACCGGUUAUUUGUGAAUGCACUCCUGUUAUCUAAGGCGGACUUCUGGGCCGAAAUAGCGACGGACAGUGGCCAGCCGCAACAUUUAUGUGCUGUGCUUGUAAGGUAGUAAUGACGGUCAACAUCAAAUCAGGUUUGCUUGAAUUCUAGCCUGCCUGAAACUUUGGGCAAAACAUAUACAAUAACCGUUAAUAAUUUAAAAUGUUGGUUAUCCAGCUUUAAAGUCGGACCCCGUAUAUGUUAUGCGAACUGCACGCUAAGACUAUCGAUCAUAUAGACUUGCAUAACGAGAGCAGAGCAAUUAACGUGCCUAGCCCCCCUCCUCUGAAUGAUCCACAAAUGUGAAAAGUCCAUACAAAAGAUAGCAAACGGUCGCGCCGGCUUGCUCUGAUGUGUCGCUCCGCCGCUGCUUCAAGUGAACACACUCGUUCAUGUUUCGUUCAUCAAAACACAGACAAUAGAAAAUCCGAUUUUUCAUGUCGCUUGUCUGCUAUAUCGAUAAAUUCUUUUGUAUCUCGCUUGUCCAUAUCAGCGUUUGACAGCUUUACUGCCAAGCAUGCCACUGGUCGCUGCGCAGAGGCACCGUCACAUGUCCGGACGGGUGGACGGCGGUUGGCCAACGUGGAACGAUUAGCUACGCGACAGCCUUUCAAGGCAAUCGCCAGCUGACAGGCCCUGACUGCUGAGAUGGUUUCCUGCGUGCUCCUUCGGAAAUUCAGAUCAAGUCAGCCGUCCUUCCGGGGAUCCGAAGCGGCACAUGCCCGCUAAAGGCUUCCAUCGCUAUGUUGUUAAGCUCGUACGUGGUUCAGGUAUGCUUUUUGAUUCGUAGUUGGGGCCGUAGCUACCACCGGGUCGUUGGUGCUCAUAUUUUGCAGAAAGUUUGGGAAGAAUGGCUAUUUUUGUGCUUGGGCGAUACCAAACACGUCGGAAUCCAUGGCAUCACGGCAACUUUCAAUACGUGCUCGCAGCCCCCGCCUUCGGGGAUUGGUUGCCUGCAUGACAAUUAGCGGAGCAUUUGGCGAUUGCAAAUCCUAUAAUAAGCAUUCUACAUAAUUUUUCAGGAUAUUUCCAUGGAUUUGUUUCGUGUUGCAGUUCUCAUUGUGCUGUUACGUGGCGUCUACCUACCUGUAACUGGUGUCUACCUGACCUAACCCACUAUUUUAUAAUUAAUUGUACCCCGUUCAUCUCAGUCGACUUAAAACGUCCAGUGCCAAGUAUGUUUGCAUUUGACGUGUGCAGCAAAGCUUUUUUUGGCUAGAUGAUGUGAACAUCAAAAUGGACAUUCUCGCAGCUCCGUGCCAUCUUCUAGCCGCGAUUCAGCUCCCUCGCAUGGCACGCGGCUGCUGCUCCAGUCCGAGGCACGCGAGCGGGACGGUUUUGGCACUCUUACCACACCGCCCUGCGGCCGUUUGCGGCCGCGCGGCGAUUACGGGGUGUCAUUAUGGUCACACCGAUUAAAAGGAAACCACUUUAAUGGAGUAAGCGAGGGAAAGGAGCGGCGCGGCGGUCAUGGGCGGCGCCAGUCGCGAGCCCGCUGUGACUGAUCCAUGUCAGGCGGGAUUGGAGCCAUCCGCCAAAAUAUGAUGAAUCGGAGCAAGCGCGAAUUUCGAAACAGCCUACACCUGACUGGCGCCAAUAAGCGUCAAACUUUGUGGAACGCGGGCCCUGCGCCCGUCUGUGCAUGAAUAACGGUGUUCAAGUUGUCGGCGAGUCGGGCUUUGACGCUCCAAACGAAGUCGGAAACUUCGCCCAAUAGCAGUGCGGUAUCGCAGAUCGAGCGUGUAUCCCAAUCCCUCAUUUUCUCACAAAGUUUUUGAGAGCUUGUUGUGGAUAUGUUUAUUUGUCGCGCUGCACUGAAGUUUGGGUCACGUUGUGUUCGGGCGCAUGAAUCAGGUGUUACGACCUUCAACGUCUAUCCAACUCGCUACACAGAAUGCCGUUGCAUGUUGGCCACCUGCUCCCUUGACGUGGGCUGCAUUUUUGCCGACUCCAUGACCGUUAUUCUGCCUGUUCUGCUGCGCUGUCAUUGUGCAGCCAUGCUGGCACCAAUUCAGCUGGCUCUGCGACGGAUUUCCGCAUCGUGCCAGUGUGCGCCCCGCCAAGACGCCUCUGUUCCUGCACGGCUGAUAACCGCUCGUAGGGCAGGGAUAUUCCCUAGCAUAGGUCACAAUGGCGCGUAUAAGGCGCACGGGGUUAUACGAAAUUGUGUGAAGUUCAUGCAGGAUAAGCGACGGUGGGCGCCCGUUUGUGCCAGCUGCCAAUUGUCAAUCCGUGAAGAUUAGUAAUCUCCUACCAGCGACCGGUCCAGCAAGAGGCUCCAGGCAAUGCCACUUUCAUGCAUCGUGUAAUCUCUUCUGUGUCGUUGAGGUCUUGAGAUCAGCGUUAAAUGUACGUGGCCUCAAAGAUGACGUCAUGCAAUCAUCCCUGCGGCUUAACAGGGCAAGGAUAUUACCGGAUACAUGCCGGUAACACUGUGCGCACCUGCACAGAGUUUGCGCAUACGCCAGGCUCUGUUGUUUGAAUGUCCAGGUUGGGGGAAGUGCUGUGAGGAAUCCACCUUUUAAAUGAUGGUAUGGAUGUGCAGUUAUGUGUCCGUGUCCAUCAAGGCCUCGAGAAACCAAUGCUCCCAAAUGACAUGAUGAAAAGCGAAGUAACGGGACGAAGCAAAGACAGUCCCUUCAAGUGGCGUCCAAUGCCUGCGCGGUUAGACUAAAUGAACACAGAAUCCGGGCGUUAACCCGGAAACCAGUUUGAUCCGGUAUGCAGAUGCAGUGCGGACUCGGCACGCCGGUUUGCAUCAGCCCAUUUCCUCGCAGUUUGCGCCGAAGCCACAGACGGUCGGGCCACCUCGCGACCGCCUCCGGAUUCUUCACUCGAUCGUUCAUGGAACGCAGCUGGCUGUGUCGCAUCCACGCGUUGCACGUGGCAGAACGGCCGGCACGUGGCGCUGGUUCACCGGCGCGGCGGGCGUGCGCCGUUCGUGGUCGCCGGUCAGGUGGCUAGGUGGGUGUGGACGGGGGGCGCACAAGACAGGGCGUCGCGGACACCCGGCCACCGUCGCAAGGCAAGGCCAUCCGGCGUCGAGAUCCAGACGACGGGCCUAUGUCGUGUUGAAUCGGUCGCGUUUUGGCGCUGCGGAUCGGGUAUCGUGACACAGCUGUUGAGGUUGUCACGCUCGGCGGUCUCGGUUGCCGGGGCCGAUCCCUAAACGUCGCAGCGGUGUCACCACUUUUGGCGAAGCAUUGCGGUUGGUUUUGAUGUGCGAAAGUCGCCAACGGGCUGCCAACUGUACCGCUGAUUCACGUUGGCGACAGCUUAAGCAUUCUGCACUGCGUUCUGCCGGCGUGGUUGGCGAACGUUGUGCUGCCAGUCACCACGUAGUCCAUCUUUCACUCUUGCAUGCGUUCGGUGACCUGAGGUCUUGCGUUAAGCGCUGCUUAUCUAACUGCUUAACUAGUUAAGCGCUGCUUAACUUAAACAGUUUUGUUAGAGUCGGUUCCCAGCCGCUUGCCACCGCCUUAACAAUGAUAUUCCCUUCCCGAAAGACUUGGCCGUAGAUAAAGCAGCCCAUGCAUAUGUCGCGGAAAGACGGAGACCGCCCAUUCCCGGAGACUGGUCUUAACCGGACAACCCGCGGACUGCCCCACUCCGAAGACUGCCCCGCCCAAGAGACUGCCCCACCCCGGAGACUGCCCCGCCCGGGAGACUGCACCACCCCAGAGGCUGUCCCACCCCGGACUUGCGCCAUCCGUCCCGAUAUUUUGUUUCGUUAGAUCGCGUUUCACCUGUCGCGCCAGAUUAUUUCCACAAGUGUAGUGCUGAGUAUACGCACGUCGUUCAUCGAACACUGGGGCCUGCGAUAACCGAAGCUUGUCCUUGACGGAAACCCUGCCCGCCAUGUACAGAGUCGCGCCUGCCGGGUCCCUCGGGUCUUUUGGAGACUCUGGCCGACCAUGUACAGAGUCGCGCCUGCCGGGUCCCUCGGGUCUUUGGAGACCCGGGCCGGCCAUGUACAGAGUUGCGCCUGCCGGGUCCCUCGGGUCUUUUGGAGACCCGGACCGGCCAUGAACAGAGUUGCACCUGCCGGGUCCCUCGGGUCUCUGGAGACCCGGACCGGACCCGCGGCCUGUCCGAUGCUGAGCAACCCGGCGGCCAAGGGCAAGCAGCUUAUGGCAGUGGGCAGCGGGCCCACUCUAGCUCGGCGCUGGCUGGAAGGCUUACGCCGUCGCUCGCGGCACGUUUGCUGGCCCGAGGUCACCGCGAGCCGCCGGUGGAGGACUCGUGCCGUAGGCGGUGCAGUGUAGGAGUGCGGUGUGCAGUGGGUGGUGCAGUACGGUGUGCACUGCGCGCCCACACCGUACACAAGUGCACAAACCGGUGCCGCCCGCGCAGCCCUCCGCUUCGCGCAGCGUGAGCGUAAUUGAAAUAAUAAAUCGUUGCAUUGUUUGGACUAAUGGCUCCAGAAGCGUCUCGAAUGAGCCUCUUCAUCAUCGCUCCACGUUCGCUGACUACAAAAGCUACUCGUUAGUUAACUAACCGGCAGGCUUUGGAUACUUUAAAUCGUUCAUGACCGGCUUUGUUUCACUGCUGCUUCUUUUUAUCAGGCGGUUUUAUCUCUGGCAAGAUGCGCUGCACCCGAGAUCUAAUUGCACAUGUGUAAUUUAUUUAAUGGAGGCGAUGUCGUCAUUGCUGUGGACGCUGCCAACAAGCCCUCGCGUGCCAUAGCAUCCGCCUUAGCCAGCGCUGCAAAUGUAAAUAUCGGCGGACGUUUAUUUCUCUCGCCCAGAUACCAUCACAACCGACAUCAUCCUUUUCACUGCCCGACUUUAUAGGUGUUCUUUCGCACUUGGGUGCAGCCGUAUUCUCACUCCUUGUGUAGAAGGGGGAGGGGGGUGCUGGCAGACGGGUGUAGUCAAACCAGCUGCUGAACGAUGAGGUAUUCCGAAGACGAACGGCUGUGAGUUAAUACGCUGUAUUCUCGAUAACGUUGCUUUGCCGACAAAAAAGCCGGGAGCUGACUUUGACAAGUACUUGCUGUGCAGACAAUGCUUCUCAAAAGCAGCUAUUGACUCAAUGUACUCACUCACCAUAAACUCACAUAAACUCAUAAACACAAAUAAAUUCAUCACAUAAAUUCGCCAUCCACCCAUCCAUUCAAAACUUCAAUCCCAUUUGUCAUCACGGUUGCCUCCAUCGCUCCAGCGGCGAUGGCAUGCCGCUGGCGAUUACGACCGGUCACCGGCCCCCGGCCGUACCAAGCGGACCGACAGGCCACGCUGGCCGAUCUUCGAUGCGUGCGCCAGCUGACCGCUGCUGGCCGAUCUCCGAUGCGCACGUCAGCUGGCCGCUGCUGGCCGAUCUUCCAUGCGCACGCCAGCUGACCGCUGCUGGCCGAUCUUCCAUGCGCACGUCAGCUGGCCGCUACUGGCCGAUCUUCGAUGCGCACGCCAGCUGGCAGCAGCGGCCAAUGUGCCGCCGAUGAUAUCACAGCACGGCACGGUGGACAGGUCGCAGGAGGGCGCACACCAGACUCUGCCAGCGGAGGUGAUGCCGCCGCAUGACUCCCGCGCAGUUGAUGGCCGAGACGGGGGUCUGAAUACGGGUGUCGUCCCCGCCGCGUGAGAUACACUGGGCGGUCCUGGGGAGUGGGUGCGGGUCUAAUCGCGAUCUAUUCGCUUGCCACGUUCCGAGGCACGGCUCACCUCUGGUUUUUGUGUGCUCUCAUGUUCCAUUGUGCUUAGCCAUUCACCGCUUCGAGUUGAACAAACGUUCGCAGAAGCGUAAACGACCUUUCUGCCCACCGCCCACUCUGGGGGUAUGGGCGGAAUACAUGUAUCAGUACGAACCAAGCAGCAGUUGAAACGAAUCGCGCAUAUGGCCCGCUGAAAUGCUAUGAUCUAUCAGAUAAAACCCAUGAAUAUCGCUCGGGAACGCUCGUCACUGUAUCUUGCCUCCGUCUCAACCAACGAGAUCUUCAUACCCCUGUUUUCCAUUGGCUGCUCUGGCGUGCUUAUACUGGAUUUGGCAUAGACGGCUGCGUCUGUGCUAACAUGCUUUGUCUGGCGGUUGAGGUUUGGAAGGGCUCGCAGUCAUGUUAGCGGCCAUUUAAUUCGACCGCAGCUGGCCAUGUUGGGACCAAAGCGUGCUUCCUGGAUGCCAUAACCGUUAUUGUCGUCAUCAGGCCAGGGUUUUGCAGAGUUAUCAUCGGGAUCUCCAGUUUUACCUCAUCAAUGACCGCGCGAAUGUCAUGUGUUACCUGAAUCCAUGCCAAGCGCGCGAUCACGGUUGAUAAGUGCAUGGAUGGUGCGCGUGAUAUGACAGGUGUAGCAGUGGUCACACCAACUUCCAUGGAAAUGGCUACGUCCUAAUCGUCGUACAGUUAAAAGAUGGCCGUUCUGACGGGUUUUUAACGCCGACAUUUUCCAGACCUGAGCAAAGGUGCUGCUCCGGCGACUUAAACGCGCGAUAAAAUCGUGCUGUGGUCUUUUCUAACCAAACAGUAGGCGGCUUCUAAAGGCGAUUGUGAGUGCUGCCGAACGGACCCGUUCUGAGACUCCUCGGCAGAGGUGGCUUUUCGGCAUAAUCCCGCGGCUUCGUUUGUGCUUGAUCGCUCGCUGCAGCCCGAGCCCAGCUUCAUCUGAUAACGUGCUGGAGAUGCUCAUCGCGGCAUCUAUCAGACUGCGGUCAGCGCAUGGGCAUAGCACUGCUCGUGGCUGUGACGCCGGAGCUCUGGAGCGCUGCGGCAUGGACGCGACGUCACCUGUCCGCCGCUCGGUAACGCCGAGCUCCCCAGACCGCAGACACGGCGUCUGGGUUCAUCUCAGUCAGUGUGGCUUAGUGGCAGCAGCUGCGUCGUGUUCAAUGCAUACGUUGGCGGGGAACUCGAGAGGGGUGACCAUCUGCUGAGGGCGGCAUUUUGUUCAUGUUGGCUGUCGGAGCGCAAUUUUGCGGUGGGAACUAGUACAAGAAAAGGGUGCGCACUAGGACAUCUCUAAUUCGUCCGUCGUUCACUUGUCAAUGAAUGGAUUAUUUAAUACGAGGGACUUUGAUGGCGUUUCGUAAGGGCUUAUUUUGCCUGCGCCUGGCGUUCUUUGAAUCGGCAUGUCGGCAUCCGGCAAUCGGUUGUACGUGAGCGCACACGCGGCCUGAGGGCUGUGCAGGAGAAUUAACGUGGCGCUGAUUCAAGUCAAAUAGAAAAGUCAAGUCAAGCCCAUAGGACUAGCAUACGCCUCGAGCGUUUUGGUGCAUGUUUCUACGAGCGGCAGGUAAUUAUCUGAGAUGUAGCGUGCCCUUCGAUGUUAUCAGUCGCGGGACACUCAAGCAUAUACCUUCGUGGACCAUGUGUGCGUACGAGUAAUACAUCUAUGGCGGUGUGUAUUGAAGCAGUGGACAAACUCGCACCCUCAUCCCGCUUCGGUUCUCAGGUGCCGCGGUCUGACGCAGUCCGCCACGCGUUCACGCACCCCGAUUAGACGCAACCCGACCGCUAUCUGCGCAGCGACAGCUGUCGGUGGGGGACGAUAACCCAAGCGGCACUACUGCCCUUUGCCAGUGAAUCUGAUUUGGACGCCAGUGGGCAGACGACUGUCUGCUCCGAGUAGGCACCCGUCUCCACAUGAUAAAGGCACUCUAAUGAAUGGUGUUGUGCCGCACUGUGCAAACAUGCAUCGCUAUUUCCGAUUGGCCAAUAGACGGCACAUGACGUCAUUUCCGUUCACACGUCCGCGGCAGUUUGAUCGUUCACCACACACCAGCUCUGUCCUUUGCCGUAAUUGUCCAUUUCCUCAAACGCGAGUUUCGGAUGUUGUCCCAGCAAUGUUGCUUCAUUCACAACCGUUAAAUCACGGUGUUCCGCUUGGAUUCGCCGUGCAUCGCAUCAAGGGCGGAUGGAGCUGUGAGUCUUGGGCUAGACCAGCCUCCCAUUCCUGCUCAAAUUACCCCAAAACCAAGCUUUAUUAAGAAACUUAUGCAUCGUACAGUUAUGGUCAUACAGAACGUUUCACGCGCCGUGAAAUCCAUCCAUUUUCCUCAUCCACGCACCAGUCUGCAUCCUCGCGACGCCACACUUAUCCGGGGCCAGCUGCGUGCAUCAGCCGUGAGUUUACCCCGCCCUAGCGGCCGCUUGUACCCCGAAGAGGGAUUUUCUAUAAGGGCGAAGUAUCAGAUAAGGACUCGCAGGUGCCCUCGGCCUUUUCCCACCAUUAUCCGCUCCCCUUCAUCCCAUUGCCAUGAAAUGGUCACGAAUGGCCGGAAUGGCUGUAAUGUCACGUAUAAAAACGUGUUGUCGAAAGACUGGCAUGAUUAUUUUACUACUGUGUCCACCGAUGACGUUGCUUUGUUUCGGUUAUUUGGUUGCUCGAAUUAGAGCCUUCUCGGCCAGUCAUGACCUUUUCAGGGCUAUGGGAUGAAAGAGAAUGGGCAACGGUGGGGCAAGACUGCAUACACUUGGGGAACCAUCCGCCGCGGCUCGCACAGGGAAUCCGUCUGCUGGUGUGCUCGACGCUCGGACGGGGGUCCCCAACUUAGGUCCGCUCAUGGCUGGUGCACGCAUGCGUUGCCCCGGACAAACGUGGCUCCGCCAAGAAGUAGUAAAACGCGAGAACGAGGAUACAAGGGCGGAUGAUGUUUGCAGACAGCAGCUAUGGCAGGUAGUCAAUUUCUCCAUCUGUGGCGUCAAGGGCUCAUUGGUCCUUAAAAUAACCUGAAUACGUUUAACGUACGGAUACAUAUCCAUAGCAACCCAGAAAGUUUCUGACACCUUCGAGCUUCGAACCUGCGUCUUGCGGUUUGUAGGCCUGCGCUCUACAGACUGAGGCAAUGGAAACAUAUAAAAUUAGAACUAACUCUCGACAAUGGCCGGAGAAAGCCGGACCGAGAGGCUGGGCGAAAGGCAGCUCUAUUGACGAUGGCAAUGGUCCGAUUACAUAUCUAACUCAAAUGUUGUUCCCUUUGCUAAAUAAAUGAUGCCCCAGGGACGUAAUUUUUAACGUCCCGCGGGGACGCGUUAGCCUCGUGGGGCAGCCUCUAACACUUCAACGUGCCGCUCGCGACAGAGGGGACUUGCAUGAGACAAAGCGACAACGUUCGCAAAAAGAACCAACCCGACGCGCCAUGCUACCCGAUUCAGAUCUCAGCGCAUUGCAGGGCAUCCAAAUCCCAAGCACGGCAUCGGCUCAGGGAGCACGCGUUGCAUGUAACCCGCGGCCGUGACGUAGGUGGCCGGUGCAAUCCGAGCGCCGCGGUGCAAGCCGAGCGUCGCGGUGCAACUGGAGAGCAGGUGAUUGUCUGAUGACGUCAGCGGCGGCCAGCUGAUUGGCUGAUGACGUCAGCAGGGGCCCGGCGCAGCGAGCCGAUGCCUGACGGGCCGCGACAGGUGUCCUCCUGUCGAGGUCUGAGUCAGGUGGGGCGUCCCGCGGCAACACCUGGCUGACGAGGCGCGGCUCGGCCGGGGCGGGAAUUCUACUAAAGACAAUGUCGGCACGCUACCGCUCUCCACUGUUACGCUCUACGCGGUUACUGACAGAUGUCCAUCUCUCAUCUGCUGGCUUGCCUCUAAGCCCAUCUGCUAGACGCGACCAUUUCGUGCUUGAACAGUGAAAACCCCCUAUCCAACUGCCGAGCUUCCCCGCUGCUCUUUGUCCUAGAUGCCAAGCCUCAUUACGUAUCUUAGAUAAGAUAGUUUUUACCAUGCGGGAUGAACGUUAUCAAGGCGUGGCGACACACUUCGACCUAUGGAGUCGUUAGCGAAGAUAAGCACACGUAGCUGUUUGCUCAGAAUGCUGCUUAAAUUAUUUCCACCAUGCCCAUGCGUCUAUACGCGGUAAGUUGUCGAUCUCACAACCCAAGCUUUUGAGCAUAAUCCUCCGAACAUUCAGCUGAAAUGGAAAAGCUGCGUGUGCCCACUUUCCUCGAAAUUGCAUUGCACCGGUCGGUAAACUACACUGGAACUCUGCGUCAUCCCCGACCUGAUCACACCACUGCUUGUAAGGCCAUGCUAUCAACAGCUAAUCUUUGACUAUUAAUCUGCUAUGCGAUUAAAGGCGAUCAAAGCUGUGGUUCAAAAGUAUGGUCUGAAAUAUUUCUGAGGUCGUAUAGCAAACGUAGCAAUAUUCGAUAGGCAAUAGCUAAAUGCGUUAUUAUCUCAACGCCUAGGUAUAUAUUAAAGGGUAUGCAUAGAUUAUUGGGCACCUAACUUUCUACACUCCGGUAACGUUCUUUCAAAGAGCUCCCUGCGCGUGGCCGGCUUCCUCCAGCUUCGAGCACGCAUAAAACGAUGCUAUCUCUCUCCGUCCUUGCCAAAGCUAUUAGCAUUUAGUACAUUGGAUUGCACGAUAUCUGUAAUCAAGAAAAUUAUGUCUUAUACUGUCGUAAAAUUGACGCAUGGUGACAUCAGAGGUGAGUUUUAGUUAAAGCUACAAAGAGCAAUAUGGACAGUUAUUUGAUUUUCUGAACUUCUCACGGUGUAGGGCGCCUGUUUGGUUCAUUAAACACGUAUCAAACAGUGCGGCUUGCUUAAACCGUCUGUUACUCUUUCACCGUCGACGUAAGUUGGUCGAUUCCAUGACAGGUCAGAGGUCGGAAAGCUAAGCCAAAGAUGGGACAAUCAUUGUCAUUUUCAUUACAACAUGCUGUGCCAAGCAGGAAGUUGCUAGUAUUUAUAUUUCCUCAGUACCCGAAGCUGUGUACCAGCCAACACUGUCGGGCGCGCCAUUUUUGUAUUUUUGGCAAAUAUCUUCCAAGCAGACACCCACAUUCAUAUUUCGAACAUUACUCUUAACUGCGCGCCAACCAUGGACGUUAACGAACUUCUUGAACUUAUUUUGCAUGCUUGCGAUAUUUCAGGUCGAUGCCAAAACGUGACCAGGUGAAUUGGAGAUGUGAAACAAUUCCGAAAUAUUUAGACAUCUAGAUGGGCGUAUUACGCAAUCAGUGUGGUCUGGGAGCCAGAAAUGCAGGUCUCCGUCCCUGCACUCAGCUGCUGAACACGUCAUUUGCAAUACACCAGCAGUUGUGGGCCAUUAUGGAAUGCUGAAAAGUGCUGUCGUGUUCGGAGGGGGCCGUAGAGCCGUUUUGCUAAGUUUAUGAGUAUCAUAUAACAAAACAUGUUGAUGUACAUCUUGCGUACAUAUCACAGCCUUUUUUGAAAUUGGCAUUUCAAAUACAAUAUUUUGUACACUUUCAAAAUGUUUACAUAAGUUUAGCAGUAUCCAAGGGUGCACUUUGCUUGAAACGCAGGCCAUGAUUAUAAUGAUCAGGUAACUAUGAAUAUUCCGGGAGACAGACGCAUUUAAACGGUUUUUUGAAUUUGCAAUGAAAUUAGUAAUUUGAUGACAUUUAACUUAUUAUAUGGCGACUGAUGUUGACAAUUCCUGAGAACAAAUUUGAGUAAAACUUAGGGUAAUUUUAUUUGUUCGCUGUAUGUCCGAACCGGAUGCAAUGGAAUGUUAAUAUACAUGCAUGUAUAUAUAUAUAUAUAUAUAUAUAUAUAUAUA
Messenger RNA from Pollicipes pollicipes, 14261 nucleotides. RefSeq lists its product as uncharacterized. Lineage: Eukaryota; Metazoa; Arthropoda; Thecostraca; Pollicipedomorpha; Pollicipedidae. The record is from RefSeq and is a predicted model, not a curated record. Bases 1 to 1032 code for a protein of 343 amino acids. The transcript has 3 exons.